Molecule: messenger RNA, 3410 nt
Organism: Ziziphus jujuba (common jujube)
Lineage: Eukaryota; Viridiplantae; Streptophyta; Magnoliopsida; Rosales; Rhamnaceae
Product: ubiquitin carboxyl-terminal hydrolase 15
Exons: 14
Coding region: 219-3221 (1000 amino acids)
Biological process (GO): protein deubiquitination
Cellular component (GO): cytosol; nucleus
Molecular function (GO): cysteine-type endopeptidase activity; cysteine-type deubiquitinase activity
Source: RefSeq, a predicted model, not a curated record
GAAAAAUGAGAUAAGGAGGAAAAAAAAAAAAAAAAAAAGCAGUGAGAGAGAGACUGAGACUGAGAAGGACAGGAAGGAAGAGAGGAGAGAAAAAAUGAAAGAAAAAGAGAAGGAAAGCACGUGCUCUUCUGGGUCUUUGCCGACAGCGACUCAGCCAGAGAUCAUUUUGUGGUUAGUGAUUUUGGUGGCGUAUUGGACAUGAGUAUGCUGGUGGGGACAUGCUUGAGCCAUGGCAAGCUAAUGUACCUUCCCUGUUUCUGUUUCUGGUUGUGCUUCCUUUGGUUGUGUAUGUCUUACUUGGAAAAUGGGGUGAGGCUACCAACAAGAGGGAGAGAGUAAAUUUGCUUGCACAACUGGCUGCUGAAGAAGCUCGUAGAGCAGAAGCAAUGGCUGUUGCUGAUGUUAUUCCUCCUGUGUCUCCUUCAAAGAAUGUGCUUCAUUUGUGUGCCAGGUGCUUUAAUCCUGCUACAACACGCUGUGCCAGAUGCAAGUCUGUCAGAUAUUGUUCUGGAAAAUGUCAAAUAAUUCACUGGAGGGAAGUUCACAAACAAGAGUGCCAGCAGCUGGAAACUGCUAGCUCAAGCUCCUCUCCUGUGGGUGUCUCAAUUGAUGAAUCCAUUCACAAGAGGUUCUUAUUUAAUGAAAGCAUGGCUUCACAGUGCUUCGGUUACAACGUUGAACAGAAUGUGAUGGAAAAUGAACCUAUAGACAAUAUAGCUUGUCCUUCAGUAAGUAUUGGUGUCCCUGGUACAAUUGAUUGCUCAGCCAUUGGUAAUUCUCAAGUUCCCAUGCUUGAGAGAAGAAGUACAGAAAAGCGAGCUUCCCGAAAAUCCAACAGAGAAAUGUUAAGAAGAAAGGAAGAAGUUGCAUUUAAUUCUCCUGAAGAAGUCUCUGGAAGUCGGGCUGCAUAUUCAGUAUCUUCUAAUCAUUUUACACCAAAAGAGGUUCCAAGUGGGCACAAGUUAAGAAAUAAUGACCCUUUUGUGUCAGAAGGAGAAACACCACUCAAGCACAAUGUCACCAUGUCUGAUGUGCAUGGUUAUGGACAAGCUACUUCAAGGUGUACCAUGCUUGAGAAUGAUAAGUAUCAAAGUCAAUAUGGCAAUAAAUUAGAAUCAAGGAGUCACUGUGGAGUAUCUUGCUCACCCUAUUCAUUAAAAAAUAGAACAAAUGUGCAUGAAACUGAGAUGGACAUUCAGAAUGGGGGAGGCUUGCUUAAAGCAGAAAGGACUCCCUGUAACGAAACAGUGGAAUUUUUAUCUUCUGAGUCAACAGCAAUGAAGGGAAGUGUAAAAGCUAAAAGGCCACCAUAUUCCCUGGGAACUAAGAAUUCUAAAUCACCUAAAUCAGCAAUAAAAGAAACUGGAGAGCAGAAUUGUUCAGAAACAGAGAAGGGGCAAGUUGCUGAAGAAACAAAGUUCUCUAAAACGAGGGAUACUACUUCACAGAACAAUGGAGUUGCAAACCCAAGGAUUAUGAAGAUGAUGGGGCUAAAGAAGAAAACAAAAUUAACCAGACAGCAUUUCUCAGAAGCCGGUGGUGAUAGAUGCAGAAUUAAGAUGCUUUUUCCUUACAAAGAAUUUGUAAAGUUCUUCCAAUGCGAAGUGUUUGACUUAUCACCUCGAGGCCUAUUAAAUUGUGGGAAUAGUUGCUAUGCAAAUGCUGUCUUGCAGUGUUUAACCUGCACAAAGCCUCUAAUUAUCUAUUUGCUGCACAGAUCACAUUCAAGAGCCUGUUGUGGUAAAGAUUGGUGUCUCAUGUGUGAACUAGAACAGUAUGUAAUAUUGUUACAAGAAGGUGGAGGCCCUAUGUCUCCUAGCAGAAUUCUUUUGCAUAUGCGGAGUAUUAAUUGCCAUAUUGGUGAUGGGAGUCAGGAAGAUGCACAUGAAUUUUUAAGGCUGCUGGUUACAUCAAUGCAAUCUAUAUGCUUAGAGGGACUGGGAGGAGAAAACAAGGUAGAUCCCAGAUUGCAAGAGACAACUUUUAUACAACAUACUUUUGGUGGGCAUCUCAGAUCAAAGGUUAAGUGUUUGAGAUGUCAGCAUGAGUCUGAAAGAUAUGAAAACUUUAUGGAUCUUACACUAGAGAUAUUUGGUUGGGUGGAGUCGCUUGAAGAUGCACUGACUCAAUUUACAACCCCUGAAGAUUUGGAUGGAGAAAACAUGUAUAGAUGUGGAAGGUGUGCUACAUAUGUUCAAGCCAGGAAACAGUUAAGAAUCCAGGAGGCACCAAAUAUCCUAACAAUUGUCUUAAAGAGAUUCCAGGAAGGAAGAUAUGGGAAAAUAAAUAAGUGUAUUACUUUUCCUGACAUGCUGGAUAUGAUUCCAUUCAUGACUGGAACUGAUAUUCCUCCUCUUUACAUGCUAUAUGCUGUUGUGGUGCAUUUGGAUACGCAAAAUGCAUCUUUCUCGGGGCAUUAUGUGUCAUAUGUGAAAGAUUUGCGGGGCAAUUGGUUCAGGAUAGAUGAUACAGAGGUCCAACGAGUUCCUAUGAGCCAGGUUAUGUCAGAAGAAGCAUAUAUCUUAUUUUACAUGAGGUCCUGGCCCCGUCCUCAAAUAGCAUUCACUGGGAGUACUAUUCAGAAUCAAGUUCCAGAAAUGGCAGGUUGCUCCUUGAAAGUUCAGAAGCCUUCAAGGCCAGGACAAAGUAAACCAAGCAGCAGCCAGUUUGUUUGCCCAGGGCGUUUACCAGAUGAUCACAGACCAGAAACUACUAAGAGCUUUACCAACCAUGACUCUAAUGGCAUACGGAGAAGUGCCAACAGGAAUGUCAUGCCAGCCAUGGAGACAUAUGCUGAUCCCAUUGGCAUGGAGUUCUCUGAUGCUACAUCAAGUGAUUGGUCACUAUUUACAAGUUCAGAUGAGGCUUCUUUCACUACUGAGAGUACUAGGGACUCUUUCAGUACUGUAGAUUAUGCGGAUAAUGCAGAUCCAGUCUCAUCACUCUUCCACACAAUAUAUGCUCCGGACUAUUCCCGCAAUUCUGUUUCCUGUAGAAAAUUUUCAAAUAGUAAGCCAUACACCGGAUUUGUUUCUCAGGAAAAGGGCCAAAUUUUGAACUCCUACCUGUCAACACAACCCCUUGACAGAGUACCAAAAGGGCAACAAGUCAGUGGCUCUCCAACUGAAUUUUCUUCUGAUAGUAACUAUGACAUGUAUGUAAGAUAUGGGAGUAACCCAAUAUAUGGACUUGAUCAAACUUCUAGUCAUUGUAAGCUCUAGUUUAUAGAAAAUCCAGCUGAUUAAAUACAUAUUUUAGUUAGGUAGGAGAUAUGCCUCAAUUCCCCUUUUUUCCGUAUUUUGUUGAUUGAGGCAUAUGGUUCAUAUUAACACGGCAAAAAGAAUAGUAUUGUUAACUAACUUUUAAAAUAUUGCGGAAAAUUGUAUAGUUUUGGAAUUUCCAUCUGCUUC